AUGAUGUCGAUAAAUGUCAAAGAUGAUUCAGCAGACUCUCGCCUCACUUACAACAUGCUACAAUCCAAAUCACAAGAAACAAAAAUCCAUACUAAUGGCAAACAGAUUUAUAAUACGACGUCCCAAACUAUUGAAACCGAAGAUGGUGAAGCCGAAAUUUGUUUAACACCGACUUGUGUUAAAGCUGCUGCCCGUUUGAUGAAUGCUAUGGAUGAUUCUGUUGAUCCAUGUGAAAAUUUCUUUGAUUAUGCUUGUGGUAAUUGGAAUAAAGUUAAUGUUAUUCCUGAUGAUAGCGCCUUGUAUAAUACAUUUGGUAAAUUACGUAAUGAUCUUCAAGUCAUGGUUAAAGAUUUAUUAAAUAAUCCUGUCAAUGAUAAAGAUAGUGCUGCUAUGAGAAAAGCAAAAUAUCUUUAUGUUUCUUGUAUAAAUGAAACAUUAAUUGAUGAACGUGGAUUAACACCUAUCAUGAAUCUAUUAGAAGAAUUAGGAAGUUGGCCGGCAGUAGUUGGUGAUGAUUGGAAUGAAGAACAGUUUGAUUUAUUAGAUUUAAUAGUUAAAUUACGUUUAUAUAAUAAUAAAAUAUUAAUAGAACAAUGGGUCAGUGCUGAUGAUAAAAAUUCUGAAGUCAAUAUCAUUCAGUUAGACCAGCCUGAUUUAGGUAUGCCAUCUAGAGAUUACUAUUUGAAAGGUAGACAUCAUAAUACAGUUCUAGAAUAUGAAAAUUUUGCAAGAGAGGUAGCUGAGUUAUUUGGAGCUAAUAAAUCUAUAGCAGAGAGAGAUAUUGCUUUAAUGAUAGAUUUAGAGACUGAAAUAGCAAAUUUAACGAUUCCACCUGAUCAAAGAAGAGAUAAUGAAAAAUUAUAUAAUAGAAUGACAGUUAAGGAAUUAUCAGAGAAAAUACCUGGGUUUGAUUGGUUGCGUUAUUUAAGGAUGAUAUUUUCCAAUGUCAAUAUUACUGUUAAUGAAACAGAAGAACUUGUUGUCUAUGCUCCUGAUUAUUUAGAAAAUAUGGUGAAAUUAAUCAACAGAACAGACAAACGAAUAUUAGCAAAUUACUUGUUCUGGAGAAUAAUGAUGAACAGAGUGACAAACUUACCUGAUAAAUUUAGAGAUAUACGUAAAAAAUACCACAAGACAAUAUUUGGGAGUGAAGUUGAGAGAUCCAGAUGGAGAGAUUGUGUUGAUUAUGUUAUAGACAAUGUUGGAAAUGCUGUUGGUAGAUUAUUUGUUGAGAAACAUUUUGAUGAAAAUGCCAAAAGUAUUGCUUUAGAGAUGAUCCAUAACAUACGUGAAUCAUUCUAUCAAUUAUUAGAUGAAGCAGAUUGGAUGGAUAAAAAAACACAAAUUGUGGCUAAAGAAAAGGCUGAAAGCAUUGAUGAGAAGAUUGGCUAUCCGGAAUAUAUUCUCAAUAAUACAGCUCUAGAUGAAGAAUAUGCAGGCGUGAGUUAUGCUCUUUUAAUAUUAAGUUAUGCUAAAACUGAAUCCCCCUUUAAGGUCGAGUUCUAUCCUGAUAAAUAUUUUGAAAAUGUGAUGGCCAAUAUUAGAAGUAUUGCUAUAGGUAAUUUAAAACAGUUACGUGACAAGGUAGAUAGAAGCAAAUGGUCAACAACACCAGUAGUGGUAAAUGCAUUUUAUAGUUCAGCCAAAAAUCAGAUAAUGUUUCCUGCUGGGAUUCUACAACCUCCAUUUUACAAUAAAGAUUACCCAAAAUCAUUGAAUUAUGGUGGAAUUGGUAUGGUCAUCGGACAUGAAAUUACACAUGGAUUUGAUGAUAGAGGUCGCCAGUUUGAUAAAGAUGGUAAUUUAAUUCAAUGGUGGGAUGAUGAAGUUAUUGAAGCAUUUAAAAAUCAAGCUCAGUGUAUUGUAGAACAAUAUGGUAAUUAUACAGUACCAGACAUUAGUUUACAGGUAAAUGGAGUUCAGACUCAAGGAGAGAAUAUUGCUGAUAAUGGUGGUUUGAAAGAAGCUUACAUGGCCUACCAGAAGAUGGUUGAAGAAAAUGAAAUAGAAAAAAGAGUUCAUCUUCCUGGUAUAGAACAUCUCAAUAACUUUCAGUUAUUUUUCCUCAACUUUGCUCAGGUAUGGUGUGGUACAAUGAGACCUGAAGCAUCAUUUAACAGAAUACGAACUGGUGUACAUAGUCCUGGAAGAUUCAGAGUUGUUGGCACCCUUCAGAAUAUGGCUGAAUUCUCAGAGGCAUUUAAUUGUUCAAAGUCAUCGUAUAUGAAUCCUGAGAAGAAAUGUCGAGUAUGGUGA
Molecule: messenger RNA, 2256 nt
Organism: Lottia gigantea (owl limpet)
Lineage: Eukaryota; Metazoa; Mollusca; Gastropoda; Lottiidae
Exons: 21
Coding region: 1-2256 (751 amino acids)
Biological process (GO): protein processing
Cellular component (GO): plasma membrane
Molecular function (GO): metalloendopeptidase activity
Source: RefSeq, a predicted model, not a curated record